Molecule: messenger RNA, 2311 nt
Organism: Nannospalax galili (Upper Galilee mountains blind mole rat)
Lineage: Eukaryota; Metazoa; Chordata; Mammalia; Rodentia; Spalacidae
Gene: Mxra8
Product: matrix remodeling associated 8
Exons: 10
Coding region: 181-1512 (443 amino acids)
Biological process (GO): cell adhesion; establishment of glial blood-brain barrier
Cellular component (GO): membrane; cell surface
Source: RefSeq, a predicted model, not a curated record
AGCUCUUCAGGGCAGCCAAGGAUGGGGGAGGCCUAGCAGCAAAGCAGCAGAGUGGGCGGGGCACAGACCCGGCCCAGGGCUCCGUGAUGUCAGCGGGAGCUGGCAGGGAGAGGGGGGUCGGCUGUUUUUCUGGAGUUAGAGUUGUGUGAGACAAAGCACAGCACCGUUCAUGCAGGCGCCAUGGAACUGCUGUCCUGCGUCUUUCUGUGGAAACUGGUGCUUCUUCAGAGUCCUGCACUCCUCUUGUCCUCAGGGCUCUCGGGGCUCGCUGCGGCUGGCAGCUCUGUGGUGUCUGAGUCUGCAGUGAGCUGGGCAGCCGGAGCCCAGGCUGUGCUACGGUGCCAGAGCCCGCGCAUGGUGUGGACCCAAGACCGGCUGCACGACCGCCAGCGCGUGGUCCACUGGGACCUCAGUGCUGGCCCGGGCAGCCAAGGGCGCCGACUGGUGGACAUGUACUCGGCUGGCGAACAACGCGUGUACGAACUGCACGACCACGGCCGCCUGCUGCUAUCGCCUUCUGCCUUCCAGGACGGCAAUUUCUCGUUGCUCAUCCGCGCGGUGGAGGAGGGCGACGAAGGGGUGUACACCUGCAGCCUGCACCACCACUACUGCCACCUGUACGAGAGCCUUGCUGUGCGCCUCCAGGUCACUGAGGAUCCCCGCUUAGCACGUGAGUACUGGGACGGCGAGAAAGAAGUGCUGGUGGUGGCGCGCGGCGCGCCCGCCCUGCUGACCUGCGUGAACCGUGCUCAUCUAUGGACCGACCGCCACUUGGAGGAGGCGCAGCAGGUGGUUCACUGGGACCGGCAGCCACCUGGGGUGCCACACGACCGAGCCGACCGCCUGCUUGACCUGUACGCUUCCGGGGAGCGCCGUGCCUACGGGCCUCCCUUCCUGCGGGAUCGCGUGGGGGUGGACACCGACGCGUUUGCGCGUGGCGACUUCUCCCUACGCAUUGACGCGCUGGAGCUGGCUGACGAGGGCAUCUACUCUUGCCACCUACACCACCACUACUGCGGCCUGCACGAGCGCCGGGUCUUCCACUUGCAGGUCACAGAGCCUGCUUUCGAGCCACCUGCUCGGGCCUCGCCUGGCAACGGGUCUGGUCACAGUAGCGCUCCAGGCCCAGAUCCCACGCUGGCACAAGGCCGAAGUGUCAUCAAUGUCAUAGUGCCAGAGAGUCGAGCACACUUCUUCCAGCAGCUAGGCUAUGUGCUAGCCACACUACUGCUCUUCAUCUUGCUGCUCAUCACCGUGGUCCUCGCUACCCGCCAUGGCCAUGGCGGAGGAUGUAAGACCUCAGACAAGAAGGCUGAGAAAUCAAAGGGGAAGGAUGUGAACAUGGUGGAGUUUGCUGUGGCCACAAGAGACCAGGCUCCUUAUAGGACUGAGGACAUCCAGCUAGAUUACAAAAACAACAUCCUAAAGGAGAGGGCUGAGCUGGCCCACAGCCCCCUGCCUGCCAAGAACGUGGAUCUGGACAAAGAGUUCAGGAAGGAGUACUGCAAGUAAAGGGACCCUGAGCUGCUGGCUGGGCCAGCAGCUCUGUCUCAAAGGACACUUCCCUGACCUUCACAUGGCUCUCCGGGAUCCUUCCCAGCGGCUGGUCCCGUUUUUCUAGAAACCUGGCCUGAACCGGGCAGAGUGGCUGCAUGCACUCUGCUCUUCCAAGAAUUACCCUCAUCCUGGUGAGCAACCGUGGGUUCCCUGACUAUGGUGUAGUAUGGUUGCUGCCUUAUAGCCACUGCUGCUUACUGGUGGCUCUUGCCUUCUACUUUGGCACAACCGAGAUGCUUUGUUGAUGUGCACCAAACCCUCAGUUCCUCCUGGCCUCUUCCUGAUAGGGGCAGGAAGACACUUCAAGUUUCCAGUCAAGACUCCUAGUUGCCUAGUUGUACAACUCUUAGUGUACCCCUUGUCCAGGGGAGCCCCAGGGUCUUUCUGGGCUGCGCCAUGCCUAUGCAUUGCUUAGAAUCUUACUGCCAUCUGUCUGACUCAUGGACCCUUCUUACUGCUUUGGGCCACUUGGGGCUGGCCCAUGGCCCUUUUUCUGCUUCUGACCCCUUUCUGUAGCAUGCCUUCUAAGAGUCACCUUGACAGUCACUGGGCACCAUGUGACUUUUGACCUUGACACCCCUCCCUGGGCUGGUGUAUGGGAUUGGGGCCCCAAUUGGCUUGUGUUUUGGCUGAAGAUGGGGUGGAGAAGUUGUGAAGAGCGUUCUGGGUGGCCUGUGCUGCCACAUCAAACAGCCAUCAUUUGUUCUUGCGGGAGGAGUUUUUAUGUCAUAAUAAAGGCUACAUUUGAUUUUUA